Messenger RNA from Suncus etruscus (white-toothed pygmy shrew), 2179 nucleotides. RefSeq names its product casein kinase 1 epsilon (gene CSNK1E). Gene Ontology annotation, cellular component: cytoplasm; nucleus. Gene Ontology annotation, molecular function: ATP binding; protein serine/threonine kinase activity. Gene Ontology annotation, biological process: peptidyl-serine phosphorylation; endocytosis; signal transduction. Lineage: Eukaryota; Metazoa; Chordata; Mammalia; Eulipotyphla; Soricidae. Bases 60 to 1310 code for a protein of 416 amino acids. The transcript has 11 exons. The record is from RefSeq and is a predicted model, not a curated record.
CCGCAGCCCCCGGAGCAGCGGCCCGGCACCGGCGCCUUCCCGGCGGGCCAGAGAGAAUCAUGGAGCUCCGUGUGGGAAACAAGUACCGCCUUGGACGCAAGAUUGGGAGCGGCUCCUUCGGUGACAUCUACCUGGGUGCCAACAUUGCCUCCGGUGAGGAGGUCGCCAUCAAGCUGGAAUGUGUAAAGACGAAGCACCCGCAACUGCACAUCGAGAGCAAGUUCUACAAGAUGAUGCAGGGGGGAGUGGGCAUUCCGUCCAUCAAGUGGUGUGGGGCCGAAGGCGACUACAACGUCAUGGUCAUGGAGCUUUUGGGGCCCAGCCUCGAAGACCUCUUCAACUUCUGCUCACGCAAGUUUAGCCUCAAGACGGUGCUGCUCCUGGCUGACCAGAUGAUCAGCCGCAUCGAGUACAUCCACUCCAAGAACUUUAUCCACCGGGACGUGAAGCCUGACAACUUCCUCAUGGGGCUGGGGAAGAAGGGCAACCUCGUGUACAUCAUCGACUUCGGGCUGGCCAAGAAGUACCGGGACGCCCGCACACACCAGCAUAUCCCCUACCGGGAAAACAAGAACCUCACAGGCACAGCCCGCUACGCCUCCAUCAACACCCAUCUGGGCAUCGAGCAAAGCCGACGUGACGACCUGGAGAGCCUCGGCUACGUGCUCAUGUACUUCAACCUGGGCUCGCUGCCCUGGCAGGGCCUGAAGGCCGCCACCAAGCGCCAGAAAUAUGAGCGCAUCAGUGAGAAGAAGAUGUCCACGCCCAUCGAGGUCCUCUGCAAAGGCUACCCCUCCGAGUUCUCCACGUACCUCAACUUCUGCCGCUCGCUGCGUUUCGACGACAAGCCCGACUACUCUUACCUACGCCAGCUCUUCCGCAACCUCUUCCACCGCCAGGGCUUCUCCUACGACUAUGUCUUCGACUGGAACAUGCUCAAAUUCGGUGCAGCCCGGAACCCCGAGGAUGUGGACCGGGAGCGGCGAGAACACGAGCGCGAGGAGAGGAUGGGGCAGCUCCGAGGCUCCGGUCCCCGGGCCCUGCCCCCUGGGCCGCCCACGGGGGCUCCUGCCAACCGGCUCCGCAGUGCUGCCGAGCCUGUGGCGUCUACCCCUGCCUCCCGCAUCCAGCAAGCUGGCAAUACGUCUCCCAGAGCGAUCUCACGUGUGGACCGAGAGAGGAAGGUGAGCAUGCGGCUGCACAGAGGCGCCCCUGCCAACGUCUCCUCUUCCGACCUUACUGGGCGGCCAGAGGUAUCCCGGAUCUCCGCUUCCCAGACGAGUGUGCCCUUUGAUCAUCUCGGAAAGUGAGGAGGCCACAUCUGACCAGUAUUUGCUUAGUGUCUUCUGUAUUUUCUUUCGAAAACAAGGACGACAAGAUGGGGAAAACCACUUGCAAGGACAGAGCCAGCGCCCAGCACAAACCCCCGCAGUGGGCCCCCCAACUUGUUCAGCCAACAGCAAGAAGAUGGGACGGCUGCCCUCUGCCCCACCCGUCCGCACCCCACCACUGCGGCCCAGGGGGACUGGUGGGCAAAGAAGGUGCCCCUAGAUGCUUAUGAGCCCCCGGAACCACCCGCAGGAGACUUCUCUGUGCCUGCCUCCCUCAGGCGAGGGUGCCUCCCACUUGUCCGUCCAUCGGUCCGUCCCUCUGUCCGUCCCCCUGCGAGCGCCUGGGUGAGGGGCCGAGGUGCGUGUGGAUGUGUCUGCCAUACGUGAUGCCCACCUGCUGUGCCCACCUGUCUCGCCCUGGCAGGGAGCAGAAGUGGGCGCAGGGACCUCCCCGGCCCCAUCCCGUCUGGGGGGCCAAGGCCUUCUAGAACUCUCCAGGCUCCUGAAUGAGUUCCCACCGCCAGCCACGUCCCUCCUCCCACCUAACACCCCCCCUUUUUUUUUUAAUAAUUUUUCUCAUCGUUUGUUCUCUCCUUGUGUACUUCCUAAUUUAUUUACCUGUGACCGACCCUCUUCUUUCCUCUUCUUUCCUCUUUUUUUCUUUUUUUUUUUUUUUUUUAAUUAAAGAGCAAAGCUUUUUAUUACUUUGUAAUUUAAAAAACUGAAAAAAAAAUUACUGAAGAACUUUGGGGGGAAUUUUGUACUUUUUUCCUGUGUAAAUAUCGGACUUUUUUGAGCUUUAUUGUGGUUGUUCAUUUGAAGUAAUAAAGUAGAAAAGGAUCAAGUGA